Molecule: messenger RNA, 2447 nt
Organism: Populus nigra (black poplar)
Lineage: Eukaryota; Viridiplantae; Streptophyta; Magnoliopsida; Malpighiales; Salicaceae
Product: protein trichome birefringence-like
Exons: 5
Coding region: 181-2037 (618 amino acids)
Cellular component (GO): Golgi apparatus
Molecular function (GO): O-acetyltransferase activity
Source: RefSeq, a predicted model, not a curated record
CAAACUACAUACGAUAGAAGUCUCUCUCUUUCUAACAGUAACAGCCUUCACUUUAGACUUCGAAAACCACACAGCUCUCUCUCUCUCUAAACCAGUAUCGGUACCAAUUCCAUUUUCCUUCUUAUUUCUUAGAGAGAAACGGCAUAGGAAGAAGAUAAGAGUGUUCAGUCUUUUCUUUCCAUGGCUGAUACAACAGCCAGCAAGCACCUUUCUUCUACUAAUGGAGGAAACAUCAUUACAGAUAUGAAGAACCUAUCUUCUCUUCUUAAAACAAGGACAACUGUGACUUUUGCGUAUGGGUUCAUGCUUGCUUUUGUUGCUUUCACCAUUUUCUUGGCAUUUAGUCCUUCUCCAAACUCAUCUUCUCCUUGGUUCACUAAUAUUUUCAGUAGCAGUGCUAGCACUAGUACUGCUUCUCCUGAUUCUUCUAUUUUCUCUUACUUAUUACCCAACAACACACCUACAGCAACCACCACCCCACGAGGGCAAGGCCACGAUUCCUCUUCAUUGCCUUCACAAAACACCACCAGAAUUAAUAACACCUUGUCUCAGCCACCCAAUACCAAGGCAGAAGCUAAAGUCCCACCAAGUGCAAAAAACCUCACUCCAAGCACGGUUUUGCAACCACACCAGACCGCAAAUUCUUCAUUUGUCAUUAAAGAGCCGGACUUUGCAAAUAAUCAAACUCAAACCGCACCGAAUUCUAAUGAAGGUCAAGUCUUAAAGCCAAAUCAAACCACAGUUGCAGUCCCAAGUACAACCCAAUUAGCAGCAAAUCAAAGUGAAAAUACCCCCACAAAGUCAGGCCCUUUCGUGAAGAAAAAUUCCGGGGAUCAAGAGAAAGGAGAUGUCAAGAGUGUGGCAUCGAAUUUCACUGCUUCACAUUUGAAGAAACAAAGUAAUGUGACCAAACAGAGCAAUGAGACUGAUUCAGGGGUGGAUGUGAAGCAGGGGAUUGAUGAUCUGGUGAAUUGCGAUUUUUUUGAUGGGAAAUGGGUUAAAGAUGAUUCAUAUCCACUUUACAGACCUGGGUCUUGUUCAUUGAUUGAUGAGCAGUUUAAUUGUAUACUUAAUGGCAGACCUGACAAAGACUACCAGAAAUAUAAAUGGAGGCCUCAAGGGUGCACUUUACCAAGGUUGAAUCCUGGUCAUAUGCUGGACAUGUUGAGAGGAAAGCGGCUUGUUUUCGUCGGUGAUUCCCUGAACAGGAAUAUGUGGGAAUCUCUGGUUUGUAUUCUAAAAAGCUCAGUGAAAGAUCAAAGCAAGGUUUUUGAAGUGAAUGGAAGGGUCCAUUUUCGAGGGGAAGCUUCAUACUCUUUUCUAUUCAAAGAUUAUAACUGCACAGUUGAGUUCUUUGUAUCGCCUUUCUUAGUUCAAGAAUGGGAAUUGCCUGAAAAAGAUGGAUCAAAGAAGGAGACACUUCGGCUUGAUUUGGUGGGGCGGUCUUCUAGUCAAUAUAAAGGUGCAGAUGUCAUCGUCUUCAAUACUGGACACUGGUGGACGCAUGAUAAAACUUCCAAAGGGAAAGAUUAUUACCAAGAAGGGAGUCAUGUGUAUGAUGAGUUGAAUGUUCUGGAGGCCUUUCGAAAAGCUUUGACAACAUGGGCCAGAUGGGUUGAUGCAAAUGUAAAUCCUAUGAAAUCUCUGGUGCUCUUUAGAGGAUAUUCUGCUUCCCAUUUCAGUGGUGGACAAUGGAAUUCUGGUGGGCAAUGUGACAGCGAGGUUGAGCCCAUAAAAAAUGUUACAUACCUUAGGGAGUAUCCACCAAAGAUGCUGGUUCUUGAGAAAGUGCUGAGAAAUAUGAAAACCCAUGUCAGAUACCUAAAUGUCACACAAAUGACCGAUUUCCGGAAGGAUGGUCACCCUUCAGUGUACAGGAAGCAGAACUUGUCUCCCGUGGAAAGGAAAUCACCAUUGCUUUUCCAAGACUGCAGCCAUUGGUGUCUUCCCGGUGUGCCGGAUGCAUGGAAUGAGAUUCUCUAUGCGGAGCUUUUAGUAAACGAGAAAAAGAAGCAGCAAACGCAGAAGAGGCAAUAGGUAAAGCAAGGAAAGGCCACGCAAAUUUUGAGGGUGCAAAAAAAAAAGGUAAUAUGGGGUUUAAACUACAUGUACAUGCAGUAUAGCUUUCCUUUCCCUUCAAUUUUGGGUUAUAGAAACAAAGAAACUCAGGGAAGAUCCAAGAAAUAGUGUUGUUUUCUCCAUGAAUUAUGAGAGAAACAAGGCAAGAGACGAGUGUAUGUGCUUCUAAUAAUAUAAAUCUAUUUGUUUAUAUAUAUACAUACAUGGAAGAGGAGAAAGAUGAGAGAAGAGAUUGAAGCUGAAGUUUACACUCUUGUUUCCUAAACUAUUAUUCCAUUAACCUCAAAUUAAGGCUUUGAGGGUUGUAAAUGUUCAAAUUAAUUACUAAGUUUCUUUUCAAUAAAGAAAUAGUGGGCUAUAAUUAAUAA